AGGGGAAAUAAAUUUGUGAGGUUAGCCUCUCUAAGCAUUAAUUUUAAGUUCUAUUUAAUUGCGCUCAAGUUUGAAUACUAAACCUUUUUUUUUUUUUUUGGCUUCAUUUUGCAUAUGGCAACUUCUAAUCAUCGCCUCAGAUAAAUCUUUAACUGGGCAUUAUGCUGAUGUAGUUUUUCCGAGGAAAGUUAGAAACUCACUGGCUUCUGUCGUGGAAAGUGUACGGGAGGGUUGAGAUGGGUUCCAAAAGGAUCAAAAGCAACUUACACUCUGCCCGUAACAAGUCAGAAAAAAUAAUUCUUGAUCCACGGGGAUCUUUCCUUCAAAACUGGAACAAAAUAUUUCUCCUAUUCUGUAUAAUUGCUGUGGCACUGGACCCUCUUUUCUUCUACAUCCCAGUGGUUGUGAACGACGAAACCCGAAAAUGCCUCAACCUGGAUAAAAGACUGGGGAUCAUUGCCUGUGUCCUUCGUACAUUCAUGGAUGCCUUUCAUAUAAUUCACAUGAUCUUUCAAUUCCGAACCGGCUUCAUUGCCGCUUCUUCUAGAAUCUUUGGUACGGGUGAGUUGAUUGUUAAUCCUCGGACUAUUGCAAAGAGGUACUUGUUCACAUACUUCAUCAUCGACGUCCUGGCAAUUCUUCCACUUCCACAGCUUGUAAUUUUGCUUGUCCCUUCAUUGAAAGACCAGCCCGUUGCAUUUGUAACGAAAGAGUCAUUAAAAUACAUUAUCAUCUGUCAAUAUGUGCCGAGAAUUGUUCGAAUUGUUCCUCUUUAUAUAGAAGUUUCAAGAACUUCAAGCAUUAAUAUUGUCCCUGAAUCUGCUAGGGCUGGAGCUGCUUUGAAUCUAUUCCUGUACAUGCUAGCCAGCCAUGUUCUAGGGGCCAUCUGGUACUUGCUUUCAGUAGAAAGACAAGUCCGGUGUUGGGGUGAUGUUGCUAGGAAACAUAGGCGUGACCGACGUCUUUUGUACUGUAAUGAUGAUAAAGAUCCUAGACGAACCGACCAUUCAUCAAACCCUGAUUUGCUACCUCUCCUGAAUACUUACUGCCCUUUGAUCAAUCCUGAUGAUACAAAUUCAACAGUCUUCAAUUUUGGAAUAUUUAUUGAUGCACUCCAUUGCCUUCCAAGAGUUCUCAGACUAGACAUAAAGCGUCAUCUUUGCUUGGAUUUGCUCAUGAGAGUACCCAUGUUUGAGAAAAUGGAUGAGCAGCUGUUUGAUGCAAUGUGUGAUCGUCUCAAACCGGUAUUUUACACUGAAAAAAGCUUCAUUGAAAGGGAGGGGGAUCCGAUCGAGGAGAUGCUGUUUAUAAUACGAGGAAAUUUGGUCAGUCAUUCCACCAAUCGUGGAAUAACUGGCUUCUUCAAAGUUGGUUAUCUCAAAGCCGGUGACUUUUGUGGAGAACCACUUAUUGGUUGGGCCUUGAAUCAUCAGUCCUCCUCUCAUCUACCCAUCUCCCCCAGAACCGUAGAGGCUUUGUCCGAAGUCGAAGCCUUUGCUCUGUUAGCUGACGACCUCAAGUUCGUUGUCUCCCAGUUCGGGCCUCUCCAUAGGAAACAGCUUCAGCACACUUUCAGAUUCUACUCCGUGCAUUGGAAGAUAUGGGCGGUCAGCUUCAUACAGGCAACCUGGCGGCGGUACUGCAAAAGGAAGCUUCUUAAAUCGUUACGGGAAGAGGAAGCUAAUGACUCCGGUUUAUCGCCGACCCCCGGCGCCACGAUUUACGCAUCGAGAUUUGCAGCCAACCUGUUGCGAAACUUGCGACAGCAUGAGACUCCCACCCCCAGAAUGCUGUCUCAGAAGCCGGCGGAGCCUGAUUUUACUGCUUAUCAAAACCAGUGAAUGUUAAUUCUCUGUUUUUCUAUUUUCUGUUUAUAUAUGCUUGGAUAAAUUCGGAAGGAUGAUAUGCGGUGAAUAAGGCAUGUGGGACCUAGAUGACGAUAUGGCUGCCAAGUAGGAUUAAUUAUGUGUUGUCGUUUUACGUUAUGUCAGAGGUCGUUUCUAAUAGGGUUAGGUUAUUUAGGAGCUUUGUGUUUCAUUUUUUGAGGAGUCCACAAUUAUUUUCUUCAACCUCUAGCUUUCUCCUCUUGUUA
This is a messenger RNA of Rubroshorea leprosula, 2092 nucleotides long. The record is from the annotation of a GenBank genome assembly. NCBI's taxonomy places the organism in Eukaryota, Viridiplantae, Streptophyta, Magnoliopsida, Malvales, Dipterocarpaceae.